ACCUACCAAACAGAUGAUGUUUAAAACCUCGAUUCUCGCCAUCACAUGAUUCUCCCUGUUCCGCUCUCGCUGGUCCGGCUCACGUGCGCCCGACCAUCUUAUCACGUGCCAAAGCCGUCCGAAAAUUCCCGCCUAUAAAUACCCCUUCCGACACACCAGCAGUAGCAGAAGCGAUCUGCAGGACGCUGAAAUGGGAGAUGCGGUCGAUGCAUCGAAGCUCCGCUCGGAUUUCAUCCAAGUUCUUCGCAGCCGGCGAUCGGAAGAAGUUCCUCUAUCUGUGGAGCUUGCAAGUCCUGUUACAGAUCCCUUGUAUCAGGGAGGUCCACGUUCACGUGAGGCGAUGGAGUCUUGCCUUAAGGAGAAUGUUACAAAUUUUGAGGAUGUGUUGCAAGAAGAAAACCUUUACUUGAUUACUGAGGCCACUGAGCAAGGACGCCUGCCUGUGCUGAUCUUGAGCAUGAAGGAAACCAAACAGAAAAACAGGCCGGCUAUUGUAUUUCUGCAUAGCUCUUACAAAACCAAGGAAUGGUUGCGGCCAUUACUCGAGGCGUAUGCUUCACGAGGAUAUAUAGCUGUUGCCAUUGAUUCCCGCUACCAUGGUGAACGGGCCAGAAAUACAACCACAUACAGAGAUGCUCUUGUAUCUUCAUGGAAGAAUGGCGAUACAAUGCCUUUCAUAUUUGAUACAGUAUGGGACCUGAUAAAAUUGGCAGACUAUCUUACACAGAGGGAGGACAUUGAUUCUUCUAGAAUAGGGAUUACUGGUGAAUCUCUUGGAGGCAUGCAUGCAUGGUUUGCUGCUGCUAUCGAUACCCGUUAUGCGGUGGUUGUCCCCAUAAUUGGCAUUCAGGGAUUUAGAUGGGCCUUAGAUAAUGAUAAAUGGCAAGCUAGGGUUGACAGUAUAAAACCCGUGUUUGAAGAAGCACGGAUUGACUUGGGCAAGAGCACAAUUGAUAGAGAAGUAGUGGAAAAGGUCUGGGAUAGGAUUGCUCCUGGGCUAGCCUCCCAGUUCGAUUCACCUUGCACCAUUCCCAUCAUUGCCCCACGGCCUCUGCUCAUUGUAAAUGGAGCUGAAGAUCCUCGUUGCCCUCAAGCUGGUUUAAGACUGGCGGUAUCGAGAGCAAUGGAGGCUUAUAAAGAGGCCAACUGUCCUGAAAAUUUCAAGUUGAUAGCAGAACCUGGUAUUGGGCAUCAAAUGAUGCCAUCGAUGGUGAAAGAAGCAAGUGACUGGUUUGACAAGUUCCUCAAGAGGGGAUAAACCUCAUCACGGUGUAAUUGUCUGUUGCUGCUCCUAGCCUUGCUACCCAGCCUCUCUCUCUGAGAUUUAUUAUCCCUGAGUAUCCUAAUUAUCUAUUGUGAUGUUUUAAAAAGAAAUUAUCUGGUGGUGAGUACUACCGCCUAAGUUAAGAAGCACUCAAUCUCUGUAUGUAUGUCAAGCAUGUACAAGAUCCAGACUUUCAUUUCUUGAGCCCUCAAUUAGCCAGGUGAUCAUACCCACUGACUGGAUGCCAUUUGAAGAAAAGUCCAGCCAACGCAUUCAAUGAGCAGAAAUACUCCAUGGUCAUCUGACUGGUGUAAUUUAUGGUAAUGGCUCAUCCAAGGUAGGUACCAACAGUCGAACUGUCUUGAUCUUGCCUGUGCGGACAGAAAUUUGAGUGGUUGAUAAGUAGCUAAUAUAGUAGUGUUUAGCAUUUGGAUCCUUUCCCUCUGUAAGCUAUCAGGUUGUAUCAAUAAACACCUACAGGAUGCAUCUCUACUCCUAUUUAUUUAAAGAGGCGAGAGAGCUUGUAAUAUAUCCUCAUCAUGUGAGCAUUGUUUGGAGUAUACCCGA
Molecule: messenger RNA, 1831 nt
Organism: Magnolia sinica
Lineage: Eukaryota; Viridiplantae; Streptophyta; Magnoliopsida; Magnoliales; Magnoliaceae
Exons: 13
Coding region: 191-1258 (355 amino acids)
Biological process (GO): proteolysis
Molecular function (GO): serine-type peptidase activity
Source: RefSeq, a predicted model, not a curated record